AUGGCAAUGGUGGGACUCAGUAUGGCAUUUGUUGCGGCAGAGGUCGUGCCACUCUUCCUCAUCACUCUCUUCACGGUCAUUGCAUACGACCUCAAUGCCGGCUCUUAUGUUAUCUGGAUCAUCGUUUCGCAAUUCAUCGCCAUUGCUGCAGUCGCGCCUUUCGUUGGCACUAUCGCCGAUCUCAUCGGACGAAGAUCGGUUGUUCUUGUUGGUCUCUCCUGCACUGUUGUUGCUAUGAUCAUCAUCGGGACCGUCCAUAAUAUAUCAGGAAUGAUCGCUGGGCAAGUGAUGGCUGGAGUAGGAAUUGGUAUUCAACUCCUGACCACGGUCGCCGCCGCUACGGAACUCGUCCCCACCAACAAGCGCGGCUCAACGAUAGGCUACAUUGUGUGCGGGUUCACCCCUUUCGCUGCUGCGUCUCUCUAUGGGCAAUAUCUCGCGUCACACAGCUGGAGAUGGGUCUCUGUACUUGUUGGCAUCUGGGCCGUACUCGCUUUCAUCGUCCUGGCGAUCUUCUAUCAUCCUCCACCGCGCGUCAAUUCUGAGGGUCUCUCGAAACGGGAAAUCGUCAAACGCAUCGAUUUCGUUGGCAGCUUCUUGUCCCUCGCAGGAAUUAUUCUCUUCCUGACAGGUCUCAACUGGGGUGGCCAGAGUUAUCCUUGGAAAUCUGGGCAUGUCAUUGGCACAAUGAUUGCUGGCGGCGUUACGAUAAUUAUAUUCUUCCUCUGGGAAAAGUUUGGUACCAAGUACCCCAUGUUUCCCAUGGCACUAGCACGAAGCCCCCGGCCGUUUAUUGCUGUGAGCAUCCUUGCUUUGACAUCUGGAAUCAACUAUAUUCCCCUCGUCGUCUUUUGGGUCAUACAGUUGUACACUGUCUAUUAUGCGUCCUUCUAUCAAGCAGGAGUGUACUUGUUGCCAAUCGGCUUCUGCAUUGCGGGUGGAGCUGUGAUCAGCGCCGUACUUAUGAGCAUCUUCAGCAAAAGAAUUCCCCUGAUUCUCAUGGUCUUCUGCAUCAUUCAAACUGCCGGCCUCGGCUCAAUGGCAGCGAUUGACCCAGAGAACAUCAAAACUGCAUGGGCGCCAAUGGUGCUCGGCCUGAUCGGCGUCGGUGGAGUCCUCCUCCCCUGCCAAGUAAUCUACUCCAUCAUCACUCCCGACGAGCUUCUCGGCACCGGCGUCGCGCUCUCGAUCGUAAUCCGAAUGAUCGGGCAAGUCGUCGGCGUCUCCAUGUUCUACAACAUCUUCCUGCACCACGUGCACGAGAACGCCGUCAAAUACUUCGCUAUCCCGGCCAUCCAGGUGGGAUUUACCUCAGUCGAGGGGAUCACCCAGCUUGCGACGACUUUGACGGCUGGUCCGUUGACGAGUUAUGCUCAUUAUUUCCCGGAGCUGGACUCUCCAGAGAAGAUUCAUACAAUUGUUGUGGCUGGACAUGAACUGUUCAAGCGUUGCUUCCCGAUCUUGUAUUUGAUCUCGAUUGCCUUUGGUGGGGCUGCUAUUAUUUCAUCCUUCUUCUUGAGCGAUAUUAAUAAGUUUAUGAAUGAUCACGUUGCUGUAUUGAUGUAA
This is a messenger RNA of Hyaloscypha bicolor E, 1566 nucleotides long. RefSeq names its product putative major facilitator superfamily transporter. The record is from RefSeq and is a predicted model, not a curated record. The coding region runs from base 1 to 1566 and encodes 521 amino acids. Gene Ontology annotation, molecular function: transmembrane transporter activity. Gene Ontology annotation, biological process: transmembrane transport. The transcript has 3 exons. Gene Ontology annotation, cellular component: membrane. Lineage: Eukaryota; Fungi; Ascomycota; Leotiomycetes; Helotiales; Hyaloscyphaceae.